Molecule: messenger RNA, 930 nt
Organism: Jatropha curcas
Lineage: Eukaryota; Viridiplantae; Streptophyta; Magnoliopsida; Malpighiales; Euphorbiaceae
Product: ubiquitin-fold modifier-conjugating enzyme
Biological process (GO): protein K69-linked ufmylation
Cellular component (GO): cytoplasm
Molecular function (GO): UFM1 conjugating enzyme activity
Source: RefSeq, a predicted model, not a curated record
CCUGCGACAGACAGCUUUGUUUCCUCUAAAAGUUGUCGUCAACUGAUAAAACGGCGACUUUGCCAUAAAAUUAAAAAAGCCCUUUGAUUCCUCUCCUUGCUUCCGCGGCCCUCCUUCGCAACCUUGACCCUUGCAAAGGCAAACUGCUAAAUCAAAAUUAAAAUCAAAAUUAGGGUUAGGGUUCAUAAAAGAGGGGUAAAAUGGAGGGAUGGGAUCCAAACACUAAAUCCACAUUAACACAGAUCCCGCUACUGACAACCAAAGCCGGGCCAAGAGACGGAGCUGCAUGGACACAGAGGCUGAAAGAAGAGUACAAGGCUUUGAUCGCCUAUACUCAAAUGAACAAGUCCAACGACAAUGAUUGGUUCCGUAUCUCCGCAGCCAAUCCCGAGGGAACACGUUGGACCGGCAAGUGCUGGUAUGUACACAACCUCCUUAAAUACGAGUUUGAUCUCCAGUUCGAUAUACCGGUUACUUAUCCAUCUACUGCUCCGGAGAUCGAGUUGCCUGAGCUCGAUGGCAAGACCCAAAAGAUGUAUAGAGGAGGAAAGAUUUGCUUGACUGUUCAUUUCAAGCCACUUUGGGCCAAAAAUUGUCCUAGGUUUGGCAUAGCACAUGCGCUUUGCUUGGGUCUUGCUCCAUGGCUAGCAGCAGAGGUUCCAAUUCUGGUCGACUCUGGCAUGAUUAAGCACAAAGAUGAUGCUGCUUCAGCCAGUGAAUCAUAAUCAUGUUAUACAACAUCCUGGCUGUAAAAUGAUGCAGCAGUUUCAGAGUUGUUAGCCUGGUCAGAGAAAAUAAGCCUGAGGCAAAAGUGUGCCAUUAACAGGAUGUUUAUUUACAUACAAUUUAUCUGCAGUAACUAGAAACUAAAAAUAAGUUUCACAUAAAUGACAUUCAUAGUUUUGAAAUGCAGCCACAAUCUUUACAAUA